This is a messenger RNA of Melospiza melodia melodia, 1298 nucleotides long. It is a transcript of the gene SLC25A47, whose product is annotated as solute carrier family 25 member 47. Gene Ontology annotation, biological process: transmembrane transport. Gene Ontology annotation, molecular function: transmembrane transporter activity. Lineage: Eukaryota; Metazoa; Chordata; Aves; Passeriformes; Passerellidae. The transcript is spliced from 9 exons. Gene Ontology annotation, cellular component: mitochondrion. The record is from RefSeq and is a predicted model, not a curated record. The coding region runs from base 273 to 1067 and encodes 264 amino acids.
GGCGCAGCAUUUCAGGGCUUCACGGGAUUAUUUAUUCACUGUGUUCCUGGAACACUUCCAGGCUUCCCAGCUCUGCCACAGCGUGCGGAUUCAUCCAGUACCCACAAGGCUCCCAAUCCCCGAGGCAAGGGCAGACUGUAGGAAGGUGAUUCCUGUCACAAACCAGUGUUUCUGGAGGACUGGCAGGGCUCUGGGAAGACUGAACAGGAUCCUCGUCCCCUCCCUUCCUCCCCAGCGCUCUCGGGGUGGUUUUGGCAGCAGCCGCGCUCUGCAUGGAUUUCAUUGCUGGGGCCAUCGGAGGGGGCCUAAGCACAGCCGUGGGUUAUCCACUGGAUACAGUGAAGGUGAGAAUUCAGACUGAGAACCACUACAGAGGAUUUUGGCACUGUGUUCAGGAAACGUACAGGACAGAAAAGGUCCGGGGCUUUUACAAAGGGGUGACCGCCUCAGCCCUCGCUGUAUCAGUGGUUUCCUCAGUUUCCUUUGGCACAUACAAGAACUUCCUCGGCGCCCUCUGCAAGCUGCGCUACGGGGCUGCAGAUGCCAAGCCGUCCAAGCUGGAUGUUUCUCUGGCUGGAGCUGCUGCCGGCGCUGCCCGGGUUGUGCUGACAAACCCCAGUGAGGUGGCUAAAGUUCGGAUGCAGACUCAGAGGGACCCAUGCCCUUCCAGCACACAUCAGCCUGUUUCCAAGCCGAAGUACCAAGGGUCUCUGCACUGUCUGAAGGUUAUCAUCAAGGAGGAAGGUUUUGGGGGACUCUACAAGGGCUGUUCUGCAUUACUCUGCAGGGAUUGCUCUGCUUCUGCAGUAUAUUUCCUUUCCUAUUCUGUUCUGUGCGACUGGCUCACACCAGAUGGGAGAAAUAAACCAGGUUUCCUUGUUGUGCUGCUUUCUGGUGGUUUUGCUGGAGUCCUGGCCUGGGGAUUUGGUACUCCCAUGGAUGUCAUCAAAUCACGCAUGAUUACAAACUCAUCAGGGAGCCUUGGCUUCAUACAAAACCUCCCUUUUAUCUCAUUAAGGAAUCAUAGUGAAGACACUGAAGUUCUUUUGAAGAAAGGAGAUAAUUAAAUAUUACAUGAGAGGCACUCAGAUCAGGUAAAAAGGUCCAGAAAAAAAGUACAGUGAGAUUUCUGCAUCUUGCCCAAUGUCAAAGAGGAAGGUGACAGCAAGACAAGUCUGAUAUUCCUUCCCCAGUGUUCAACUCACAGAUGUCCACUCUUUCUGCACUGAUCCCACUAUGUAACAUUCACCACUCUUUUGUGUGCAGCAUGUUCUCAGCAGCCCAAGAAGACAUACAAU